Molecule: messenger RNA, 1206 nt
Organism: Paraphaeosphaeria sporulosa
Lineage: Eukaryota; Fungi; Ascomycota; Dothideomycetes; Pleosporales; Didymosphaeriaceae
Exons: 5
Coding region: 1-1206 (401 amino acids)
Source: RefSeq, a predicted model, not a curated record
AUGUCGAGACUCGAGCCAGAGUCUGGCAUCUGGUAUGCCACAUGUUGGCUAGUGCUUAUAACCCGCCUCAUCUCCAGGAAGCUUCACCAUGGCUCAUGGAAGGCGCUGGGAACCGACGACUAUCUAAUUUGCGUUGCUAUGAUUUCGAUGACUGUCUUAAUGGGUGCAAUGCACAUCGUGGUGCGCAGCAGCAGCAACCUUAUUGCUCCCGGUGAAGAUAUCUCAAAGUUUUCGGCAGAUGAGAUACAACGACGAAUCUAUGGAUCUAAGCUGGUUUUGGUGGUGGAGCAAAUGCAGUGCAUCACCAUCUGGCUUGUUAAAGCAUGUCUGCUAUUGAUGUACAAGCGCAUGACAGCGCUUCUCCCACAGCACAAGAUCGUUAUGAUCGUCUCUAUAUAUACAGCUCUUGGAUUUGUGGUCAUGGAGAUCCUUUACCUCGGCGUGUGGUGCCGGCCAUUCAACCAGUACUGGGCCGUUCCUCCAUCGAAUCCCCAGUGCUCUGCGGCAACCAACCACCUCAUUACAAACGCCGUUCUUAACAUCUCCUCUGAUAUCAUGAUCAUAGCGAUCCCUAUGCCCCUCCUGUUUAAGGUCAAGCUGCCGAAGAAAAACAAAGCGAUAUUGAUUGGUAUUUUCCUGAUUGGAACUUUCAACAUCGUCGCAGCUGUCCUGAACAAGUAUUACUCCUUCUCACAUCCAUUCGGCGACGAGUGGACAGAGUGGUACCUCCGCGAGAGCUACACCGCCUUCCUUUGCGCGAAUCUACCCCUCACGUACCCGCUCGUCCAGCGGAUCUUCAGAUUGAAGAGCUGGUCGCACAACUCUUACGACGGACGGUACCUAUCCGGCUCCCUUCAACGAUCUGCAUGGCGAUCAGGGGCCGUACGGUCGCAGCGAAAGUCUAGGAUCGGGCUGAAGAGCAACCCCCAGCACGGAGGCAUUUCCAAGACUGUUAGCGUCAACGUGUCCAAUUCCAGGAGCAUCCACAAUCUAGAGAGGAGCGAGAGCGAAGAGAGGAUAUACGGGCCUCCCACGUCACGGAUAGAGUUGGAGCAGAAGGCAUUUGAUGGAAGGACAGAGCAACAUCUCUGGGUGCCGAGUGUCACGAUUGAGAUGGGUUCGACUAGCCCGACGAGUGCGAAGGCAGAGAGCAUGACCACGACCGGGAGCAUCAAGAGCCUAGACGAAGCGCACGUUAAGCAAUAG